This is a messenger RNA of Anastrepha ludens (Mexican fruit fly), 2078 nucleotides long. RefSeq lists its product as uncharacterized. Gene Ontology annotation, biological process: synapse organization. Lineage: Eukaryota; Metazoa; Arthropoda; Insecta; Diptera; Tephritidae. Bases 1 to 1401 code for a protein of 466 amino acids. Gene Ontology annotation, cellular component: neuron projection membrane. The transcript has 7 exons. The record is from RefSeq and is a predicted model, not a curated record.
AUGACUACUGAUGACUCUGCGUGCGACAAUGGCUGUGACCAUAAUCGGACCUUUCAACAAAAGCAAGCACCGGGUCUUACAUCAUACGUUACGCAGGAUAACAUUAAUAAUGAACUACAUCGAAAUAUAAAUCAAAAUUUAAUUAUGUCGCCCGCGUCGGCUGGCAUUUCCGGCCCCAUUGUGACGAGUAAUUAUAAUGUGCCAGCCCCACAAUCGCCACCCCUACCGGCGGCCACCGGUCAUGGCAGUUUCCAUGGCAGCUAUAGCGCCGCCUUCACCGCCUCAUCAGAUAUGCCUUAUCCUCCCUCUUCAAUUUCGGCGUCAUCAUCGUAUCAUCAUCAACACCAACUACAGCAACAGCAACAGAGGCAGCAACAGCAGCAGCACCAACAACAAUCACAACAGUUGAAUCUACAACAGCCAUACCAUCAAACAAGUGGGAGUAGCAUAACAAGUUUCGAUUCAGCAAAUGUAAUUGAUGAACGACACCAACAACGACAUUCACAUCAACAUCAACAGCUGCAACAUAUAGCACGCCCCCUACAUAAAGUGGUGGGCGUGGGUGGUGGUGGUGGUGGCGAGCAUAACAGCCUUGGCGAAGCAGCGCAAGGCAGCUCGGCCGAGGUUUCCAAUGCCGGCUUAGAUGAAAUCUACGCGGCGCCCAUGUACUUCGGCACGGAGAACUCCACUGUUGUGACGACGCAAAUUGGUGCGACCGCGCACAUACCCUGCACUGUACAUCACAUUGGCGAUGGUGUGGUUUCUUGGAUACGUAAGAAAGAUUACCAUCUACUGACAGUGGGGUUGACGACCUACAGCAGUGACGAGCGAUUUAGCGCCACACAUCUCAAACAUUCUGAGGAUUGGACGCUGCAAAUAAAAUUCGUGCAACUACGUGAUGCUGGCGUCUACGAGUGCCAAGUGUCAACCCAUCCGCCCACAUCAAUAUUUUUGCAUUUGAAUGUUGUCGAAGCACGCGCCGAAAUUUCGGGACCACCAAUACGAUAUUUAACACCGGGCUCUACACUACGCCUGCAAUGUCGUGUUGUGCAGAAUACGGAGGCAUCCGAGUUCAUAUUCUGGUAUCACGAUAAUCGUAUGAUCAACUAUGACAGUGAUCGGGGUAUAAAUGUUUCAACGGAUCCAGAUUUCCAAUCAUCAGAGCUGACAAUUCAACGAACACGUCGGGAGCAUUCGGGGAAUUUCACCUGUGUUGCUAGUAAUACGCAACCUGCAAGUGUGUUAGUGCACAUUUUUAAAGGUGAUAAUCCGGCAGCGAUGUACCAUGGGCAUGUGGGUGGAUCGACUAAAUCAUAUCAAACGCAUUUGCAUGGCAUUACUGCUAUAAUAGCCAUGGCUUACCGAAUAUUACAAACAUAUGUGCAUGUAAACCUGGGAUAAUUACAGCGGCAAUAACAACAACAACAACACAAGUGGCCGCUGUCAGUUUAGUUAUAUAGCAAACACAAACACAAGCGCAAGCACAAACAAAAAUAAACCAAAACCACACACACACACACACAUAGAAGCAGGAUUUAAGAGAGCUGAGCUAUUCGGCGCUGUUGUAAAGCCGCGAAAGUAGAGCAACUCAUUUAUAUAGACACACACAACUACAGUAAUGCACACAGUUACACAGGCAUAUGCAUACUUAAGUUUAAUAAUAUAAUAACAUUAUCCCGGGCAUAAUAUUAGCAGAUAUUUGAGUAAAUCUACAUACACCCGUUGACAAAAAAAUACCCAUACACCUUUUGUGAUCAUAAAUUUUGACAUUUAAUUUUUUAAAUUUAAUUUUAACUAAACUUCCUUCAUUCCUUCGUAAUUCUCAAACUUUGUACGAAGCUCAGAAAAACUCAUAAAAUUUUGAUCAAAAUUUCCAACUUUUUAAGGGGCGAGCCUGGUUUAUAAGGACAAAAAAAUCAAUUUUUUUUUUUUCGUUUUAAGCGAUUCCUAAUAUAUUUCAGAAUAUUCACACAAAGUUACAGAGCCUAAUUCUCAAUAUUUCCGUAGAUACAAAGCCAAAGGUAGGCGAGCGUUAGGUAGUUACGCUGUGGCCGGACAGCUAUAGUACAAACUUUAUC